AUGGAGAAUUUGGGUAUGAGCUACAAUGAAUUCAAUGGAAGCAUUCCUGUCGAUAUUGGGAAGCUUCGGAAUUUAGGGAGACUGAUUCUUAACAACAACAAACUAUCAGGAGAUAUCCCUUCCUCCCUUGGGAGCUUAACAGAGUUACUCAUACUUGACUUGCAAGGAAAUGAUUUUCAAGGCAUCAUCCCUCCAACAUUGGGUUUGAACCUGUCUCAAAACUACCUGAGUGGUUCUCUCCCCAUGGAAGUUGGAAAUCUGAAAGGUCUGAAUUCUUUGGACCUUUCUCAUAACAAGUUAUCCGGGGAAAUUCCAACCAGUAUUGGCAAGUGUCAAAGUUUAGAAGUCCUCCACUUGCAAGGCAACUCCUUCCAAGGGACCAUUACUACAUCUUUGGAAAGGGCUUCAAUUCUUGGAUCUCUCUCAAAACACCCUCUCAGAAAGCUCUGCGGCGGUGUCGCUCAACUCCAGCUGCCCAAAUGCAACUACCCUUUCAAAGAUUCCAAGAAAAGGAGCUUCAAAUUGCUACUGAUCGAUGGGUUCUCUUCAGAUAAUUUGGUUGGUACUGGUAGUUUUGGGAUGGUCUACAAAGGCAUUCUGAAUGAUGUUGGAACUCUUGUUGCUGUCAAAGCUCUGGUUUAUGAGUUCAUGGAGAAUGGAAGCUUAGAAGAGUGGCUGCAUCAAACUACUGAAACUGAACAAGUGACCCCAGAAGCACCCGACAUAGCCAUUGAUGUUGCUUGUGCACUAGAUUAUCUUCAUAAUCAUUGUGAAACUCAGAUAGUUCAUUGUGAUCUCAAGCCAAGCAAUGUCCUUUUAGAUAAGGAACUGACUGGACAUGUUUCUGAUUUUGGACUAGCAAGGUUUCUCUCUGAAGUUACAGAUAACGUCUCUGCAAAUCAAACACAUUCACUGGGACUAGGAGGAUCCAUUGGCUAUGCUGCACCAGAGUAUGGAAUGGGAAGUGAAGUGUCAACAUAUGGGGAUGUGUAUAGCUUCAGUAUCCUCUUAUGGCUUGCUCUGAGGGCGUUGCCAAGAUUGCAGACUCAAGGCUUCUUUCAAGAAGAUAUAGUUGCUACAUGCAUCAACAAAACUCCCAAUCAGCGCUGCGUGAGAACUGGAAAACUUGAAGAUUGCUUGAGUCUGAUCUUUGGAAUUGGGAUUGCUUGUUCUGCUGAAUCACCGAGAAACCGGAUGGAUGUUAGUGAUGCUGCAUCUGAAUUGCAUUCCAUCAGGAACAUUCUUGUUGCGUAG
Molecule: messenger RNA, 1254 nt
Organism: Rosa rugosa (rugosa rose)
Lineage: Eukaryota; Viridiplantae; Streptophyta; Magnoliopsida; Rosales; Rosaceae
Product: receptor kinase-like protein Xa21
Exons: 7
Coding region: 1-1254 (417 amino acids)
Biological process (GO): protein phosphorylation
Molecular function (GO): protein binding; ATP binding; protein kinase activity
Source: RefSeq, a predicted model, not a curated record